CAGUCUCAGUCUUAAAAAAUAUUUGGACACUGCAGUUUAUAGAACCUGAAAAGGUUCAAAUUCAGCCAAUUAUUAGAUCUAAAAUUUAUUUAUUAUCAUGAAAACCUAUUCAAGAUUUAUUUCAAGAGUUUCUGUCGUGUGUAUGUUAUGCGCACAUGUCGUCACUGAAGGCAAUCUCAGAAACAAGAAGCAACUCGGGACAGGAAUCUCGUUUGCUUUUCCUGGUCUCAACUUUCUCAACGGGGGUUCCGGAAAUAACAACAACGCUGGCAAUAUCUUUGGUCAAGCCACAUUCACUCGUACAAUUAUUUCCACAGUGAGCACCGUUACCACCGCAAGUUUUCGGACUUGCACGAUGCCAGUGGGGGCUUUGGCGCCAUGUGUAGGACGGAGGAAGCGAGAGGCGGACAUGACAUCAUAUCCGUACGACAACGAAAUUUUCAUGGAUCACGAGGCCAAUAAUCUGGGGAUUGAUCCUUCAGCCUCCAUAGCUCUUAUCAUAGGCAGCACUACCCUUACUGACCCGUUGGCAGUUUCUGAGUACCUAGUGGCCCACCAGUCUUCCUCCCAAUCCAUUAUUUACCCCCAAGAUAUUACCAUUGAGCAAAUAGAAAAUCUCCAAAAACAUGAGCAACCAUCUGAGUCCGUCAUUCUCCAUCCCUCCAGCGACUCUCCCGACUUGCAUGAUGAUGCCACAACAGUCCGCUACGAGGAAACUUAUGAGGACACUUUAGCCGACCAAACUACUGAAAUUGCAGUAUUAGACGAUCCGCACGACGACCAAGAUGAGCAGACCACGCCCAAAUUGGUUUUAACGGAUGAGGAGGAAAAAGCCCGUGCAGGGUUCGGGAAGACUACCACAGUCACCACAGUAAUAAGAGUGACCAGUGUUGCGACCACGCUGGCUUCGGGAAUGAUGGCAACCCUCCAGAUUUCCUACAUGGGCUGCCUACCCCCCUCACUCCCGGUAUCAGGCGUCCCAUGCUGAUCCAGUGAUCAUAGUACUACCACCGAAAAUACCAUCCCUCAGUACUUGAAACUUAAUAAUUCCCCCCGUUAUUUAUGUAUUUAUUUAUGGAAAUUAAAAUUUGAAGAGUGUAACAAAAGUGUCUAUUGGCUAAAUAUUAGAGUCUGCACCAAAAUAUA
This is a messenger RNA of Folsomia candida, 1146 nucleotides long. RefSeq lists its product as uncharacterized. The record is from RefSeq and is a predicted model, not a curated record. The transcript is spliced from 4 exons. Lineage: Eukaryota; Metazoa; Arthropoda; Collembola; Entomobryomorpha; Isotomidae. Bases 98 to 988 code for a protein of 296 amino acids.